UAUUGGUUGCAACGUUGCAAGCAAUGUGUAUCGUGAAAGAUGGCGUAGGAAAGGACCUCUCUAACUUUAGGUUUAUGGCAAUGCACUGGAGUUAUUUUGGAGUCUGCAAGAAGCUGUAAAAUGCCCAAACUGCAGAAGCAAAAGAUUGAAACAAGCCAGCUGAUGUGUAGCCAGCUGAUGUGCAGACAGCAUUACUUUAACUUCUCUUUUCCAGCAGUUUGAUUAUAAAUUAUAUUGAUGAUUUGGCUCCGGUGAAAGUGAUGCAUUGCGGCAGCUGUUCCGAACAUGUGCGAGCUGUUCCCCGUGUACUGUGAGAAGCUGAAGAUCCUGAGCAGCAUGCUCGUCGAGGAGAGUCUGAACUACGCCAGAGACACAGGCUCGCACCUGCUGGUGGCAGCGUGCAUCUACCUGUCCUUGUGCGUGGCCGCCUACUUCACCACCGCCUACCUGAAAGCGCUGGCCGCGUACGGCCACCUGAAGGCGGUGAAGCGCGUGCUGCUGGUGACCGCCCACCCGGACGACGAGUGCAUGUUCUUCGGGCCGACGAUCGUGAAGCUAGCGCGGAGGGCGGAGUGCCAGCUGUUCCUGCUGUGCCUGUCCCAGGGGGACUACAGGAACCUGGGUCGGCAGAGGCGUCGCGAGCUGUGGGCCAGCUGCAAGGUGCUGGGCAUCCCGGACAGCCACGUGACGCUCUGCAUCAACGACUACCUCCCGGACGACCCGGGGGUCCGGUGGCGGGAGGACGUCGCCGCCGCGCUCAUCCUGGACCACGCGGAGUCGCUCGGCGUGGACACCAUCGUGACCUUCGACAAGCUGGGGGUCAGCCGGCACUCGAACCACUCGUCCGUGUUCUACGCCGUGGCGUACCUGUGCAUGGAGAAGAAGCUGCCGUCCCACUGCAAGGCCUACACCCUGGAGACCAUCAACGUCCUCAGGAAGUACUCCGGACCGCUCGACGUCCCCAUCAGCUUCCUCAUGUCCUCGUUCUGGUUCGUGGACAGCCUGCGCGAGCGGGCCAGCAUCAAGGCAGCGAUGGCCGCGCACCGCUCGCAGUACGUGUGGUUCAGGAAACUGUACAUGAUCUUCUCACGCUACACGUUUGUCAACACUCUCAGGGAAAUAGAGUGUGUCGACCUGGAGUUGGAUCUAGAACUGGAUGACUAAAGCUGGUAUGUACUUUUGGUUUUUGCAUACUUGGGGGUGAAGUAGUUGUUGAAGUGUUUUUAGAAUGGUUGUAGAAUCACAAAGUUUGUUACUAUUGUUCUCAUAAAUUUAUGAGCAAAGUAAAUUAGUACGUACUAGUGAUGAGUCAAUUCCUGUUUUUUCCCCGGUUCUCGGUUCGGUACCGGUUCUUAAAAAUCGGUUUUCGGUUCUGACUUAAACAAUAACAUAAAUAUUAUUCACACAUUAUUUAUGAGGUGUUUUAAGUAAUAAACUAUUUAUUACUUCGGCUACCAAAAAAGCAUUGUUUCAAGCUACUGUAAACACACAACCUAUUAAAAAUGUAAUAUGUAUUAAUAAAAAAAUUAAUUCGAAAUAAUAUAAAGAACACUUAAUAAAACUAAAAUUUACUAUAUCAAUCUAGUAAUUACCUCAAGAAAUCUACAUACACCUUACUUUAAAAUAUAGGAAUGAAAAGAAAAUGUUACAAUAAUGGAAAUAAAUACAAUGAUGGUGAACUUUCAAAGUAUUAAAAUAUUAAAUUGUCCAUCAAACUUAUUGCCUACAUUGAAUUCAGUUUGUUUGCACAGUCAACAGUAAAUUACUGCCACACUUCUGAUGCCAUUUCUUACACAAUUUGCUCUAUUUGGCCAGAAUAAUUAUACUUUAGAAGUGUCCACAAGCAUUUUGUGUGAACAGCCAAUAGUAAAAUACAUGCACACAUCCAUACACCACUUUACAAAUAAUAAUAAUAAAAAAACCUUCCCCCUUCAAAGCAAUCCCAUUUACCUACAAGAGAAAGUUACUAGCCAAUAUGCUAGAUGGCUGCAGAUGCAGUGAACUUACAGUACAAGCACUGCACAAAAAGCAUAAAAUUUUAGAAUGCUGAAAAUUAAUCCGGAAAUUUUAAAUCAAUCAUUAAUUCUAUUAAACAAAUAUUCUGUGGAAUUUUGCACUUUUAAUUGUUCUUUAUACACCCUUACUUACGUGUCAAUGACUAAGGGCCGGUCUUACCAUCUUCUGGGCAAACUUCCAGGUAGCUACCCUGCGGAUAAGCUACCCGGACCCUUUAUCCGAUGGUCCUGUCUUACCAUCCAAUUUACACCUCCGUGUAGCUAACUGGAACUUGCCCUGUGGAUAGCGAGGAUGUGUGUUAGGUUGGUAUAAUUUUGACAGAGAUAUUGAAGAAACGAUGAUUGUGAUUGGCCCUCAGAUUUUUUAUUUUAUCUUGCUAAACAUUAGAGUACCGAAGGCUUAGUGUAUUUACAUUGUGAUGAAAAUUCGCCCGGUAAUUUGGGAAUAUAAAUAAACACUUGUCAAGGAGAAGAGGUUACAAUAGUUUUAAUUAGAAUUUCCUUUCUCUUUAAAACAAUUCUUGUCAAAUAAGGCUACAGCUGUAACUCACACUGUGACCAUAGUUUCUGUUUACCAAGUGCAACAAAGGGGGGCAGCAAAACAUGCAGAAAACUAAAGCUCAUGUAUACGCAAACUUAUGCCCUAUUAUAGUGAUGAAACAUGAUUUUUAAAAAAUACCCACCUGGGGUCUUAAGUCUUACAUGUGUGCAAUCAAUAGCACCAAUUACUUUUGGAAACUGGGCCAUUUCGUAUAAAUUUGUCUGAGCAUUUCUUAUUUCUUGCUCAGUCGAUGGCAUCCUAAUAUAUGCAGAUCUCAAUGAAGCAAUUCCAAAUGUCACUUGUUUAAUUAUUCUACAAGCUGUUGCUUUACUGACACCUACAAAAUCUCCAACACUGGAUAGCAUUGUUCCCAGGGCAUAAAACAGCAGUGUCAGCAACACUUUGUUCAGUGGCGAGACUGCAUGAUUUCUGGGGGAAAUAAAAGCAACAAGAUGACAAACUGUUGUUUACAUGUAGGUUAGGACACUGGGGUAGGAAUACAAAAAGGCACUCUGAGAAUUCAGAACAGCCAAAAUAAAGCACAUUCUGAAUGUAAUUUACAAAAUAAAAGCAGGAGUAUUUUAUUGAAACAAUGUUGACAAUGUAAACAUUAUGCACAAGUUAUGGUCCGAUAUAACCUAUAAACCUAUCAGUUUCAUUCAAUUUUACAGAAUAUAUAGCAUAAGCAUACAUUUGUAAUGUAAAAACAAAUGCAUUUUUUUGGUAAAAGCAAUCACCUGUCUCUUCGCGAUCUAAUCAGUGGUUCAAGCUCUUCCAAGUGCAGAACUGUAUCUUUACUUAGCCUGAAUCUCGCUGAAAACUCUUUAUUGUUCCAUUGGUUCAAAUGGUCUGGUCUUUCUCUAAAAAUACGUGGACCUCUUGCAAAAGCAUUGAUUACUUCAAUGAUCUCUUCAUCGUCGUCAUCGUCUCCAAAAAUCUCACCAACAUUAUUGACGACAUCGACGAACCCUGCUUCGGCCAAUUAGAUAAACGAGGGAAGAAAAUCACAGUCCAUGCACCACGUUUUGUCAAAUGAACACAAUUCAACACAUUGCAAUAAACAUGCCACGAUGUGGCGCACAGAUUAGUAUAUAGUUAUCCGCCUGGUAGCGAUUUACCCAGAGCUUCAACCUCCCGGUAAAAUCGACAAUUAUUUAUCUACCGGGUACGCCUACUCAUAGGUGGUAAGACACAUUUUGUCAUUUGCCAAGGAGAUAAAUUUUACCCGGACCUUGCCAAGGGAUGGUAAGACCGGCCCUAAAUUAACUACCUAUUUUUAAAAAUAAAUUGAAACAAACAUGGCGUCUUUCUGUUUUUACAUCUCUGGUGAGACACGUUAUACAGUUGUACACAUCUAUGAACUACAUAUAUCUAUGGCACCUUCAACUGUUAUGUUUUGACUGUAUAACGGACUAUGUUUACAGAUGUGACGAGAACAUUAAAAAUUUUCACGUGUAAUUUAUUUUAUAGUUAGAGAUGAAUAUUAUUCCACAGAAGUCCAAAAAUAUAAUUCAUAUGUGGAUUGGACGUGAGUUGAGCCAUUUCAUGCUGCAGUUAAGUUGUAGUGAAGGACUAUUUUCGUAAAGGGUUUUGCUAUACUGCCGGUACCGGCACCGGCACCGGCACCGACAUUUUAGCUGCGGUUCUCGGUGCCGGUUAAAAUGCUGAGAACCGAGAACCGGUACCGACCCAUCCCUAGUACGUGCUUGACAAGACAUGUGUUCUUGCCACAAAUACAUAGGAUCUUGCAUGUGUGUAACACAGCUGACAAUACUAUUUCCUCCUUCUUUGAAUAAGCUGUAUCUGUCAAAUGUUACCAUAGGAAUACGCAGAAAUGUGUUAUGGCAGUUAAGAUAGUUUAAUGUCAUUGAUGAAGUUUAAUUAUAAUUUAAAUUUUAAUUAAUUUUUACAUUGCUACACACGAGUAACUGUAACAAAUGGCUGAUAAAAAAUGUUCUUUGAAUGAUUUAUGCAAUGGAGAAAAUUUAUAUAAAACAUUUUUAUGGACAUAGAUCUUUGCUGGUUUUCACUGUUUCUCAAGGAGAAACCACAAGAUGGAAAAUAAAAAGGAACACACAAACACAAAGGAAAAUCAAGCCAAUACCAGCCAAUGUUAAAUGUAUAGACAGCACACAGAAUUCCGUGGAGGGAAUAAGUCGGAAAAAAGUAUCACUGCACAGACAAACACAGUGGGCUGGCAAUAACGAGACAGUUGUAACAAGAUCAGAAAAUACAAACAAUAAAACAGAUAAUCUGGACAGAUAUUAACAGUCCGUUUGUGCCUGAUGAUGGGAAUGGAUGCCAUUUCCCGAAACGUCACACCCUUUUUUUAUUUUUAUUUUUAUUUUUUAUUUUAAGGAAGCUUUCUGUGUAGGUCUGUGUCUUGUGUUGUCUAGAAUACCUGUUUAGUUUCGUAGCUGGGUUCGCCUUAGCGUCACUGUGUUGUCGUCAAUGCAUUUAUCUGCUUUGUAUCAUCGUUGGAUUAGAAUGUUUGACAUUGUGUUGUCCAAGGUUCUGUAUGUAUUUGCUAUUCUUUUUGUAACUCUCAUUUUUGUCAGCCCACUGUGUUCAUCUGUGCUGUGAUAUUUAUUCUGACUAAUUCCUUCCACAGAAUUCGCCAUGCUGUCUGUGCAUUUAAAAUUUGACAUAAGCUGAUUCAGGCUUGUUUUUCCCUUGUGUUAGUGUGUUUAUUUUACUAGUCCAUUCUUGUGGUUUCUCUCAUACAGUACAAACCAGCAGUGGUGUAUGUCUAGGAAAAUGUUUUAAAUCAGGAUAUAAACAUUCUACAUUGCUGAGGAUGAAUGAAAAACCUAGCAGUCAAUGGCAGUGGCGUAGCGUGGGUGGGGCGGAGGGGGCGGCCCGCCCCGGGCGGCAGCCCGCGGGGGCGGGUCGCCGGUGAAACGGGUUGAGAUCUGAUCUAUGAUUCAUUCAUUACAUGUGUCAGACACACUAUAAUGUUCCAUUUUUAUCUAAAAUUUUGCGCACCAACUAUUUUUUAAUAUUUAUUUAAAAGAAAAACUGCGAAAUCACUGACAGAGCUCUUUAUAACGUUUGUUUACAUAGGAACGGCAACAUCGCAUCACGCCGCGCCGCCCGGCGCGCGCGAGCCGAGUUGAGCGGCACUCCUUAUUAUGUUAAUUACUCAUACAAAAUAUUUUGUUUAACGCGUCGGCCCGUGUCGAUGCCUCUCUUUCGCACUCAUUGAACUUAGUACUACGCAUUGUACUGUAAAGUUUGACCUUAACCCAGGGCAAACCAAACAACUUCCGCAAACCGGGACACAGUAAAACUCAUAUAUUGCCCCGUACCGCGAGCGCAGGUAAACCCAAAAAAAUAUUAAAACCCAAACUAAUAGCAGGCUUAAAAAAUACUAAUAAGGUUGCGAACAGUGAGAGGAGGCAGCAAGUUAAAAAGAUGCAAAAUUUAUAUGACAACAUUUAAUAUAUAUAUAUAUAUCAUAAAAUCGUUUCAUCACAAAUCGGUGCAUCCAUCAUAAAAUACAUACCCUAUUACUACUUAUAAAAAAUAGCUAUAUAAUAAUACUAAAAAAAUACUUUAACAAUUCCCCCGAAAAAUUAUAAUUUGAUCAUAUACUUCGGAGCUCCGUAAAUUAAAUAUAAUUACCAAAAAGGCAUUAAAAAUAUAUAAGAACAUAACUCCGCUAGACUAUCAAACUUGACUAUAUUGUCGAUUGAACAAGAAUUGGCUGCUAAUAUUGAUUUUGACAAAGUUAUUUCUGACUUCGCUGCUCAUAAGGCCCGUAGAAUCCGCUUGUAAAACCGCUCAUCCUAUUUUAACUUCAAUAAAAGGUACCUCAUUGCAUGUGAAAUUUAAUUUUAAUUAAGCACCUAUAGAAUGGGGGCGGCAAAAUGGGUUUCCCGCCCCAGGCGCCGAGAUGGCACGCUACGCCACUGGUCAAUGGUCGGAUCACUUGCCUCACAGAGGUGGUUCGAUUUCCAGCAGGAUCAAACCUGGAUUUUUUUAUAGUGAAAAUUGUGGCAAACAUUGUGGUGAGCUAGUGGGUUUUCUCUGGGUACUCCUGUUUUCUCCAUUCGUUCUGUCAGUGCUCCAUUAUCAUCUCAACACAUUUUCAUUGUCUCUAGUGACCUUGAUGUUAAGUUGACGUUAAGCAUUAAUUAAUUCCUGACUGAACAGGCAUAGAGCUAUUUCAUUUGUUCAGCUGUGAAACAAAACGUAAAAACAGCAGCACAGUUUAGAAUUAUAAAUUGACCCAAAAAUAUUUUCUUCCACUUUAGUUUUAAUUUUUUUAUGCUUGUAUUAUUUAGUGUUGAUUUUUUUUUUUGUAAUUACUUUGGGAGUAAUUUUGUCACAUUUAAUUUUAAUUGGGUUUUAUAGAUCUGGACCUUGCAUGCUGUAGAUAUACUUAGGGUGUUCACAAUUUUUUUGUGUUGGUAUUAUAAUUGCUACAUUUUCUGUUUAUUCAUAAGUUUGCAUCCUACAUGAAAAAAUGUGUUUUUUUUUUUUUGUUUUUUUCCCCCUCUCUUGCUUGUUAUUUAGACUCAUGUUCGACAAAGACAAAAACUUCAUUUAAAUCUAAAUGCAAUGGUGAUUCAGGUAAAACUAUUUUUUUUUAAACACCAUGUAUAUUUCUGGAAAAGAUUUUGAUACCAGUUGUGUGUUUAAACACUGUACAGUCGUCUGUGUUUCGUGAUUGAGUUUCUUUCUGGAGCAUGUCCACUGUCGGCACACAAAUCACAGCAAUUCUGUACAGAAGCAAACUCCCUUAACGUCCCAAUCAAAUAAGACUGUGGCUUGUCUUUCAGGCAAAGGUCAAUAACGAAGAAAUCAGUGGCACGGCAUACUUUGUUUCAGUCUAAUGAGUUUUUAGGUUUUUUUCCCCCCUGAAAAAUAUAUGCCCCUAUUCAGUGUAAAACAUCUGAUUGGACAAAGUAUUUUUGACGUUCUGUAAAUUGAAGUCCAACCCUACACUCGGAUGAUGUUACAAGGGAGUCCAUUUUUGUCAUAUAAAUCAACAUAAAAUGUCUUAAUGAUAUAGUUGUGAAUAUGAAGAGUAAAUUUGUUCAAACAAUGUGUGUGAUCAUUUGGUUGAAACAUAAUCUGGUUGAUAUGGCCCCUUGUCUUCCUAUAUUAAAAUAUUGUUACAUGCAUCACUUGAGUCGCAUUUGUACCUAAUAAUAAAAAAAAAUGUUGUACAGAUUUGUUUUAGUUACAAACUAUUAAUUCGCAGGGCUGUGAAAAUAAUUUAAUUAGUAUUUUGUGUAGUGCUAUUUUGGUGCAUAGAUGUGGUAAAUACAUACAUAUGUUAUAAACUUUUACACUGACAAAUUUGUAUAAAAUUAUUUAAAUAUGAUUUUAAGUUGAAACUCUUACUUUUAAUGUUUGGUAUACCUAUUUUACAUAUUUUUAUUAUUGUUUUAAGAAUGUUUUUUUAAACAUAAAAAUGUUUUGGAAAGAAUGUUUUCUUAUACACGGUUUUAUAAUGAAACUUAAGAAUGCUCUUAAUAAUGUGUAUCCAAUGUUUUGUUGUUUAAGUAAACUCAAUGGUGUGAAAAUUUUUUUAAUAUUGAUGAUGAAACCUUAUAUUUUUCUGUGUAUCUGUGUAUGUCACAAAUUCCUCAAAUAUUUUGUGUUAGUUACAUUUUUAUGUUUGAUCAAUUUAAUUAUACUACAGAUAUUAGGUGAUAGAAAGUGAUACUUGAUAUUACGUAUAUUGAACCACAUAAUGAAUAUUUGGUUCUAUCAUAGUUGGAUGUGUUACUUUUAUAUGUAAUAUACUUUAUAAAUAUUCUUUGGAAGACUUUUUUAGUUUUUUACUACUGGAUUAUUGAUUGUGAAAUAUGUAUUAAAACAUUUACCGGAUAGCAAAGAAAUAUUGGUGGAAGCAGUUUUCUAUGUUUACUUUGCUGUCAAAAUGGCUAUAUUAUAUGAUAAGAUGGGGUAAGUUGGUGGAAAAUUCAAAAAUUUUUUUAAAAAUCUAGCUUGUGCUAUUGAGAUUUUUCCUGUUAUAAAAAUAUUUAUACUACGGGAGUCCACUAAAGUAUCUACUUUUUUUUAGUUUUAAUAAUAAAAAUUGAUUAAAAUAAAAAUGACCUCCAAUAUACGCCAAGUGCGGUAACUUUGAGGUAUGGCUGUAACCUUAUUUUGAUUAAUUUCUAAAUGUUUGGUGGAAAUUGAUGCUUAAACAACUAAAAACUUGAUAUAAGCAAAAUUUCACUAAAAAAAGAUUUAAGACAACAAAAUGUUUUACAGAUAAAAAUAAUUGAAAUUUACAUUUCUAAAUUUGUAAUUAUUAAUAAUUGGUUAAAAAGUUGCCAUAUGCAUAAGCAUCAUUUGGGAUAUUUUAAAUUAAUUUAAGUAACUUAUGAAAUUUUUUUUAAUUUACCCCAUUUUACCUUAGGUUUUGAUCAAAUACUAGGCCACAAAUAUUUUAAUCAAACAUGUUUACUAAAACCAAUAACUUGAAAGUCAGGUCAUGCUUGCACUCAAGGGAAAAGUUUUUUUUUUACUUUCACUAGUGAAAUAAUUUGAUUCAAACUCAGUUACAUUUCUCUCUUGAAGAUCAAGCUGGUGAAACAUGCAGUGUGCUUACUUAGUAGCUGUUUCCUUUCAACAUUAAUGGAUCUAUUAAAAGUAUGUCUGAUAAAAUUUAGUUCAUUGUAUGUUAGUCUAUUUUGCUGACAACUCACAAAACAUUUGGCCUGUACUGUAAAAGCAUUUUUUCAACAUUUGCAGUUAUACCUAUAGUGAAUUUUGGCAUUGUGGGCCAGCUAGUUUUCCAGCUUUAAACUCUACCUUUCAAUUUUUACCAAAGUGACAAAAUUUUCAUUGCUAUGUUGCUACUUUUUUUACAGGGUAUAUGGUGUGUACUGUAUGUGAUAACCAGUACGGUAAUUACUGGUAUGAGCUGUAUGCAAGUGUUUCAAGAAUUAGUUUGGUAAUUUUUUUUUACUCGUGAGCAGUAUUCACCAAUCUUGUGUGUGCUUGGAAAUGCUCGAGUUUGGUUAAAUUGAAAUAGGUGGUUUUUCAAAUGCACAGAAAUCCCUUUACUUUGGUAAACUCCAUGUUUAUGUACAAUUUUUUUUAUCCCGGUUUCUCUUGUUCUUGAGUUUGCCACAAAGUGGUGCAGUAACUUCUGUGUCUAAAGCUAAAAACAUAUGCUUGUGAUCUUGCAGAGGAACCUUGUGAUCCCGAAUGCUCACCUUCGAAAAAUAAAUAUUAACUCGAAAAGAAUGUACAAAGAUGCUUAUGUGAUAAUACAUACUUAAUAGGGUAAGUUAAGACUGAUAUCAAAAAUUAAAAAAAAGUUUGUUUUGGGCAAAAUCAAUGUUACAGGUGAAGAGAAACUGUUUCAUGUAUAAGAAAACUAGAUCUAAGCCUUCUGGAAUGUUUAGCUUUUUAAAAAUAUAUAUUUUUAAAUAGGUAGGAACUGGUAAAUAUAUAAAUAAAUUUACUCUCAAGUUAAAUGGGGCAUUGCCAUUUCAUAUGUUCAUUAAUGCCUGUAAACAUAUGUGUUUUACCAUUAUGCUUGUUUAUUGAUACGUAGUGUACUGCCUUAAUAUAAAUUAAUCAUUGAAAUUGCUGGGUAUUUUACACCUAGUUUUAUCAGUACCAGGUAUGUACAAUAUCUGCUAGCAAAUUCCGGUUAAUUUCAUGAAAAUCAGUUGGCACAGCACUGAUUGUGUUUCGUAGUAGUGACAAUUUGGAAUUUAGUUAAAGGUUUGGAACAUUUGAGAUUACAAGGUUCAAAUGUAUGUAAUUUAAUUUGUCGGGUGGCAUGUCAUGAUUAUUAUUGGGAAGUUUAUUUAGCUAAUUAGAGUAGCUAAUUUAUGUAGCUAAUCAAAAUCUUCCAAAAACAUCUAUGUAAAAAAUCUUGUCUUUAAAAACUUAUUAUGUUGGCCACAGAGUAUUUCAGUGUUGGGGUCUUCUAACUACAAUGCAUCACCUGAAUUCUUUAAUAUCUACAUCAUAUCAGUUGAUUAUGUCAGACAUGUAUAAGAGCCUGAGAGUAGGACAGUUAUUACAAGUUUCUGUUGUAAGUAUGCUAAGUAUUAGUUAAUAUUUGUACGUACUAGCUUUCUCUAUUAAGAAUUUAUUCAAAGUAAACAGUUUGUUGUAUCAUGAUUGUCAGUACCAUUUGUAAAAAAAAAAUAAUUAAAAAUAAA
This is a messenger RNA of Bacillus rossius redtenbacheri, 10700 nucleotides long. RefSeq names its product N-acetylglucosaminyl-phosphatidylinositol de-N-acetylase (gene PIG-L). Gene Ontology annotation, biological process: GPI anchor biosynthetic process. Lineage: Eukaryota; Metazoa; Arthropoda; Insecta; Phasmatodea; Bacillidae. Bases 286 to 1164 code for a protein of 292 amino acids. Gene Ontology annotation, molecular function: N-acetylglucosaminylphosphatidylinositol deacetylase activity. Gene Ontology annotation, cellular component: endoplasmic reticulum. The transcript has 3 exons. The record is from RefSeq and is a predicted model, not a curated record.